GCCGGUUGUCUGUGACGCAGCUGCAGGCCAGAGCUCCACCCCGAGUUCCCAGCGCCACGGAGGCGUGUUCUACGCCGGCCCCUCCCCUUACACUCCUCCCACCCCUCCCGGUGCGGAGUGGCGGCCAGAGCAGGCAGGGUCGGCUGCGGGAUGCCGCACGCAACACAGCUGUACCAGCAUGUACCAGAGAAACGCUGGCCCAUCGUGUACUCGCCACGUUACAACAUCACCUUCAUGGGCUUGGAGAAGCUGCACCCCUUCGAUGCUGGAAAAUGGGGCAAGGUGAUCAACUUCCUGAAAGAAGAGAAGCUGCUGUCGGAUGGCAUGCUGGUGGAGGCGCGGGAGGCCUCGGAAGAGGACCUGCUGGUGGUGCAUACGAGGCGCUAUCUCAAUGAGCUGAAGUGGUCCUUCGUGGUGGCUACCAUCACUGAGAUACCCCCAGUCAUCUUUCUCCCCAACUUCCUUGUGCAGAGGAAGGUGCUGAGGCCUCUGCGGACCCAGACUGGAGGCACCAUCAUGGCAGGGAAGUUGGCUGUGGAACGAGGCUGGGCCAUCAAUGUUGGUGGCGGCUUCCACCACUGCUCCAGUGACCGUGGCGGAGGCUUCUGUGCCUAUGCAGACAUUACACUAGCUAUCAAGUUCCUGUUUGAGCGGGUGGAAGGCAUCUCCAGGGCCACCAUCAUUGAUCUCGAUGCCCACCAGGGCAAUGGCCAUGAGCGAGACUUCAUGGGUGACAGGCGUGUAUACAUCAUGGACGUUUACAACCGUCACAUCUACCCUGGGGACCGCUUCGCUAAAGAGGCCAUCAGGCGGAAGGUGGAGUUGGAGUGGGGCACGGAAGAUGAGGAAUACCUGGAAAAAGUGGAGAGGAAUGUGAGGCGGUCCCUCCAGGAGCAUCUGCCUGAUGUGGUGGUGUACAACGCAGGCACAGACGUCCUCGAGGGGGACCGUCUUGGGGGGCUGUCCAUCAGCCCAGCGGGCAUUGUGAAGCGGGAUGAAGUGGUUUUCCGGUUGGUCCGAGCCCACGAUAUACCCAUCCUAAUGGUAACCUCGGGUGGGUACCAGAAGCGAACAGCCCGUAUAAUCGCCGACUCCAUCCUCAAUUUGCAUGACCUGGGGCUCAUUGGGCCUGAGUUUCCCUGCGUCUCGGCACAGAGCUCAAACAUCCCCCUGCUUCCUUGUGCUGUGCCCUGACGGCUACCCACAGAACAUUACCAUGCCUGUCCCCCACCCCUUCCACCCGCCCACCCGCCUGUGUUUGUUGCUGUGAAGACAGCUGCCAGUGAGCGUGGAGGGGCAGGAAGAGCAGGAGCCAGCCUUGCUGGCCGCUCCUCCACUCCCCACCAGGUGCCCAAGGGUCUCUGGGCCUUGGGGUGGAAGAGCUGAGUCCCAGGGAGGAUCCCACACGGGAUGCAGACAGGUCAUGAAGAGUCAGAGAGGACGGCUUAGCUCCAGCUGCAGGGAGGGACUUCUGGGGUAGGGUAGCCUGCUGUCCAGAUCAGCCAGAAGAUGGGCCAUCCUUGACCUGGUUGGUUCACUCCCUCACUUCAGUCUGGAGAGGGCCUUCCCCUGGGUGAUGGUGCCCACAGGUCUGAGGCAAGUUUCCAUAACAGGCCUCCAGGGGGCGCUGGGCUCUCAGCCAACAGGCAGGAGUUCCUGGUAAGGAUGUGGAGGCCUAGGGAAGAAGGCUGAGAUUCACCAGUUUGGGUUCCUCUCAAUAAAUCAAGGUCCAGACCUAUAUUUUUCCAAGCCCCUCUAUGAUGAUAGGGUGGGGCAUUGAGGAUGCCCCAGACCCCACUCGGGCAGUAAUCUCCUUCGUUCAGCAUGGGAGCAAGUUUGGGGGGAAUGUUUAGCUCAGUAGUGACCCUCCAAACUGGAGCUCUUAAGAGGCUGCCAAACAGGAUGGAGAGGAGAAGCGGUGAGGCCCAGCAAGUAGGAGUCAUGUGGAGGCUGGUGGCCAAGCUAGCCCGAGGUGGGACUUCCUGGAGGGAGGACAGCGAAGGUGACAUUUAAGAUCAGUGGCUGCACAGACCCUGAGUGACAGUUUCCGCUGGCCUCACCCAACGUGACAGAUUCCAUCUCUGUCUGUGGCCCCAAGGCCUACUUGCCCUCUGGCUAUUUUACCACAAAGGGGACAGCCAGGGCUCUCCAUGACCUAGGCAGGAAAGACCCACCCCUAGCCAGUGAUUGCCAACUUUCCCGAAGGCACGGGUAGGAGGAUGUGGGUCAGCUGGGCUUUCUCCUGCCCUGCAUCUGCCCCAACUACAGGAGUCAUGUUCAUUACCAUGUGGGGUAUUCCCACAGCUUCCAUGGCAUCCUUCAUACUCCCUCUGCUGGAGUGGGGAGGAUGCCAAAGUCAUCAGUUGUCCAAACCACCGACCUGGACCAGACCCCACAGUGUACCCCUCUGCCAUGGCCUCUCCACAUCUGACUGGAGGUAUCUCCCAGGACAUUGGGGAGUGGUGACAGCAGUUUGCCAUUGUGGAGUUUCUGUCAGAAUGUCAUUCAGGCUCCAGGUUGUUGCUGUGUUCUGAGGUAGACCGUCCUGCCUCCUGAGGACCACUGGAAAUAAAGAUUCAAAAUUCACCAAUCCA
Messenger RNA from Mesocricetus auratus (golden hamster), 2594 nucleotides. RefSeq names its product histone deacetylase 11 (gene Hdac11). NCBI's taxonomy places the organism in Eukaryota, Metazoa, Chordata, Mammalia, Rodentia, Cricetidae. The record is from RefSeq and is a predicted model, not a curated record. The transcript has 10 exons. Bases 151 to 1194 code for a protein of 347 amino acids. Gene Ontology annotation, molecular function: histone deacetylase activity.